Fraxinus pennsylvanica is the source of this 1161-nucleotide messenger RNA. NCBI's taxonomy places the organism in Eukaryota, Viridiplantae, Streptophyta, Magnoliopsida, Lamiales, Oleaceae. The record is from the annotation of a GenBank genome assembly.
AUGGAUUCAGACGUCAGAAGAGUCGUCAGCAGCAACAGCAACAUAAAGUCGCCGGAAUCCGGCAACCGGCAAUAUCAUGUCUUCCAUAAUCAGGUUCUCAAGUCUCUAAUGUUGUUUGCCAUGGUUUCUCUUGCGUGCCUCGUGCUUUAUCAAACUGAGUAUCCUAUCCAGUUCCGUCUAGUACGCUUCUAUUCAUUCUCCUUGUCUCGUGGUUAUGCUUAUGUAAAUGCAUCAACAAACUCGGGCAAUGAAGAGGAUGAGUUGGAGAGAGUACUGCAAAGGGCAGCAAUGUCAAACAAAACUGUACUUAUAACAACUCUAAAUGAAGCAUGGGCUGAACCAAAUUCAACAUUUGAUCUCUUUCUUGAGAGCUUUAGAAUUGGGAAUCAAACACUUUGGCUUCUUAAGCAUCUGGUGGUUGCUGCUUUGGAUCAAAAGGCUUAUGCUCGUUGUUUGGAAUUACACCCAAAUUGUUUUUUUCUGAAAACCGACGGCGUCGACUUCUCUGUUGAGGCUCAUUUCAUGUCACCGGGCUACUUGAAGAUGAUGUGGAGAAGGAUCGAUUUUCUUCGAAUUGUUCUAGACAUGGGAUACAGUUUCAUUUUCACAGAUACAGAUAUCAUGUGGUUUCGAAACCCAUUUCCACAUUUUUAUUUGGACGCUGAUUUCCAGAUUGCAUGUGACAACUUUUUGGGCAACCCUUUAGACCUAAACAAUGCACCCAAUGGAGGUUUCAAUUAUGUAAAAUCAAGUAAUCAGACAAUCCAGUUUUACAAAUUUUGGUACAAAUCAAGACAAAAUUAUCCAAGAAAACAUGAUCAAGAUGUACUUAACAUGAUUAAAUAUGAUCCCUUUAUAAGUGAAAUUGGGUUGAAAAUCAAGUUUUUAGACACAGCUUAUUUUGGAGGAUUCUGUCAGCCCAGCAAAGACUUAAAUUUCGUGUGCACCAUGCAUUCAAAUUGUUGUGUUGGUUUGGACAAUAAAGUUCAUGAUCUUAAGAUUUUGCUUCAAGAUUGGACAAAAUAUUUGGACUUACCACCAAAAUUAAAGGAGUCUAAGACAUUGUCUUGGACAGUUCCACAACGUUGCGGGUACGUCGGUUACUAUAGCUAUAUGGUUACAUACGUUUCGAAAAUAAUGGUAUUAUACUACUUUGUAUAA